Molecule: messenger RNA, 2052 nt
Organism: Meira miltonrushii
Lineage: Eukaryota; Fungi; Basidiomycota; Exobasidiomycetes; Exobasidiales; Brachybasidiaceae
Exons: 1
Coding region: 1-2052 (683 amino acids)
Molecular function (GO): oxidoreductase activity, acting on the CH-CH group of donors
Source: RefSeq, a predicted model, not a curated record
AUGCGUGUCGAUGAAGUACAACCACAUACACCUUUCGUUGUAAAGGAUUAUUGGAGUAGUGAUGCUCCUUUUCGAUUCGCAUUAGCACGUCAAUUUAGUCAAUCGAAACAGGGUAAAGAGUAUUGGCCUGAAUUAUCUAAACGAUUAGAGGAAUUCUCAUUAAAAGUCGAAAGGGAAGCAAGACCUUUAGCAAAAUUAUGCGAUCGACCAAAUCAAGAGCCACGGCUAGUACAAUUCAAUGAAUGGGGACAACGUAUUGAUUCCGUUGAAACGAGUGAAGGAUGGCGUGGUUUAUUGCAAUGGCAAAUGGCAAACGGAAUCGUAAGCGAAUCAUAUCCCGCUCAAGGUCAAGAAGAUAGUGUGAACAACCAUAACAUCAGUGCUGGUGGACGUGAUCGAUUAGGAGAAAUUGCAAGAAUGUAUAAUUUUGCAAGAACGUUAAUCUUUACGCCUGAUAGUCAAGUUGCCGUUUGUCCAACUUCAAUGACCGAUGGAGCAGCAAGAGUGUUGGAAUUGUAUGGGACUUCAUCACAAAAGCAAAAAUAUUUGCCAAAAUUAUUCGGACGCACACCCGAUAAAUUCUGGCUUUCAGGUCAAUGGAUGACAGAAGUGGCAGGAGGAUCAGAUGUGAGCAUGACAGAAACCGUUGCUGAACCGUUGAUUUCACGUUCACCCGGUCAAAAAGCACAGCCGGGUGAUUUGUACAUCGUCAACGGAUUCAAAUGGUUCUCUUCUGCUGCUGAUGGAAAUAUGACACUUGCAUUGGCAAGAACGGAUUCCGAUCGUGCAAAAGGAUCAAAAGGUUUAUCGUUAUUCUUGAUUCCUUUGCAUAAAAAAGAUCGUGCUCCAAUUCCUACGAAUACGAAAUAUACCGAUCAAACUGCACCUACAAGCAAGUAUAAUGGAAUCAAAGUACAUCGAUUAAAGAACAAGCUUGGUACAAAGCAUGUUCCAACGGCAGAAUUGGAAAUUUGUGGUGCGGUGGCAGAAUUGAUUGGUGAGGAAGGCAGAGGUGUAGCACAAAUUGCGCAAGUGUUAAACAUUACAAGAACAUAUUGCAUUUCUGCAAGUACAUGUAGCAUUGGGGUCGCCUUACAAAUUUUACAAGAUUACGCAAACAGACGUAAAGUUGGCGUUCAUGGUCAAGCAGAGACUUUGUUAAAAGAUUUGCCAUUACACAACACUUUGAUUGCCAAAGUUGCUAUUCAUUAUCGAGCAAUGUUGCAAUUGCAUCUAAACAUUACACGUUUGUUGGGUAAAAACGAGGCCAAAACCACAACGGAAGCAGAAGAAAGACGAUUACGACUUCUCACACCCGUCGGAAAGGCUUUCGGCGCUGUUCGUGCGAGUGAUUGUUUAGCACAAAGUAUUGAAUGUCUAGGUGGUCAAGGAUACAUGCAUGAAACAAUCCUUACAACUGCCCUUCGUGAUGAUUUUGUUUCACGGAUUUGGGAAGGUACUCCCAGUGUUUUGAGUUUGGACGUCGUUCGUGUUCAUGCACAAACGAAAGGAGCAGCUCUGAUCGAAUGGCUACAAGAUUCAGCACAAUCACUCCAAAGAUCAAACGAUCAAUUACAAAACACUCUUGGACAAGACGAUGUGCUUACAAAAACAGUUUCAACCCUCCGUGAUACUUUACGAGAAAUGAAAACGGUCUAUCUCAACGAAAAAGCAUUCAAAACAGCAAGUGGAACGGAUAUGCGUCUUGCCCGUCCUUUAUUGGAUAGUAUUGCAAUCGUGGAGUGUGGUUGUCAAUUACUCAACCAGGCUGCUUGGUCCACACAAACGGAAAUGCAACAUGGAAAUGCAAAACUCGAAUUGCAAAUAGCUUCAAGAUGGGUUUGUGGUCCUGAAGGUGGUUUGGCAAUCGUACGCAAUACGAUGCGUGAUCUGGCACAAGGUAAGAUGGAUGUAGACACCGAACGUCAUAUAGCUUAUGGUUUAGAUCAUGAAGUAGAAUCCCUACAGACAUCUCAAUCUACACAAUCUUCCUCAAAUCGCUCUUCCAAUACUUCCAGAGAAUCAUCAAUCUUGGCAAAAUCAAAAUUAUAA